This is a messenger RNA of Andrographis paniculata, 3470 nucleotides long. RefSeq lists its product as uncharacterized. The record is from RefSeq and is a predicted model, not a curated record. Bases 1 to 2592 code for a protein of 863 amino acids. The transcript is spliced from 4 exons. Lineage: Eukaryota; Viridiplantae; Streptophyta; Magnoliopsida; Lamiales; Acanthaceae.
AUGGCCGCCUGCACCGAUGAAGACCAACAGAACCAACAGCCUAAUUUCAAGCACUAUUGCAGAGUCUGCAAAAAGGGUUUUAUGUGCGGGAGAGCCCUCGGCGGCCACAUGCGCGCCCACGGCAUUGGCGACGAUAACGGCAGCCUCAGCGACGACGACCCCGGCAGCGAUUGGGAGGACAAGAUCGGCGCCGGUGCCGCCUCCGCCUCUGCCGCCGGAACUAAGAGAAUGUACCAAUUGAGGACCAAUCCUAACAGGCUCAAGAGCUGUCGGAAUUGCGAGAAUUGCGGAAAAGAAUUCUUGUCUUGGAAAUCGUUUCUUGAACACGGUAAAUGUAGCUGGGGCGAUGCCUCCGACUCCCUCAUCUCCCCGCCAGAUUCCGACGCCGAAGAUGACGGCGCCGGCGGGAGGCGCGGUUGGUCAAAACGACGGAGAUCCCUCCGGUCAAAAGUUGGAUGCGUCAGCUCUAAUUAUUCAACAAGUGACGAAGAUGAUCUCCUCCUGGCAAGAUGCUUAGUCCAAUUGGCCAACACGCCCGUGUCGCCCCCCGUGUUGGAUAUGGAAGAGUCCAGCGCCUCCGCUAGCAGGGAGGAGGAGCGGCGGAACCCUAGCGGCGGAUCGUACUUCAGGGCCGCCGCCGGGAAGGCGGCGUCGAAAGGGGUGUUCGAAUGCAAGGCUUGUAAUAAAGUUUUUAAUUCGCACCAGGCGUUGGGAGGACAUCGUGCGAGUCAUAAGAAGGUUAAAGGAUGCUACGCGGCCAAACAGGACCAAUCGGAUCAGGACAACGUUGCAAUCAAUUCCAGCGGCGGCGGCGGCGAUUAUAGCCGUCAGGACAAUAAUGCCGAUCCCAACACUUCUUUCCGAUUCGAGCAGGGCCCAGCUGCCCUGGUUGGCGCUGCCAGACGGAAAUCGAAAGUCCACGAGUGCUCAAUCUGCCACCGUGUCUUCACUUCGGGACAGGCCCUCGGCGGCCACAAGAGAUGCCAUUGGAUCACCUCUAACGCCGCCCUGCCAGCGGAGAAGCCGGCGUCACUACCAAAAUUCCUCUUACAAGACACCAUUAAUGCCGAUUCUAGAAUCAUCCAUCCGCCUCCAAAGGCGCCUGACAUCUCCGGGAAACUUGAUCUCAACAUUCCGGCGUGGGCCGACAUCAUCGGAGUCCGCCGUGACCCGCACAAUCCGUUGAGCUUUGAGGUUUCCACCGAGAUGCAUCUGCAGCCGUGGAUCGGCAACAGCGCUGCCACCAACAAAGACAACAUUACCAAUUAUCACAGAAACCACAACGUUAUAAAUGAGAUCAAAUGUUGCCCCUCUAACGCCGACGCCGACGCCGGCGCCGGCGCCGCCGUUGAGGACGAAGCCGACAGCAAGCUGAAGCUGGCGAAAUUGAGCGAUUUAAAUGACCUGAAGGAAAUGGGUAGCAAUGAAAAUUCUUCUCAGUGGUUGCAAGUGGGAAUAGGUUCACCGGCGACUUCUGAACCCGCCGCCGGUACCACCAUUGCUGCCAAAAAUUCGCCGGAGAGGUCGAAGGUGUUCGGAAUUAAUGGAGUUCCAACCGGAGGGAAUGAUCAAGUUCUGGAAUUCUAUGUUGUGUGGUCGUUGUUAGUACGAGGUUGUAGCAACGAGAACUUUAGGAGUGAACCCAAUUCUGCAAAUUCACACAAUUCUUAUCGAUCGAUCGAUCAGUCUUGUAAGAAAACUGAUUUAAUUGUAAUGGAGGAGAGGCAUAGAUGCAAAGUGUGCUGCAGAAGCUUUGGAAGUGGCAGAGCUUUGGGAGGGCACAUGAGAUCUCACGUGCCGAAGAUUUCUGCCUCGCCGGAGAAGUGGCCGGAAUUCGAAGAAGAUGAAGAUGAAGAUGAGUUUUUGUUGGAUUCGCCGUCGUCAUCGGAGGAAGAGGUGUUUUCCGGCGGGGGGAAUUUGGUGCAGGACAGGGAGAGUGAGACGGAGUCUUCCAGGGGAAAUUCCGGCCGCCGGAGAUCUAAGCGGGUUAGGAAAUCAAGAAUUUCCGACUUCGCCGCCGGCGGAGAGAAGAAAUUGAAAGAAGUGGGGGAUGAGCAGUCGGCAAUGGAGGGAGAGCCGGUGAGUUCGAUUUCCGACACCACGCCGGAAGAACACGUGGCGCACUGUCUGAUAAUGCUGUCCAGAGACAAAUGGACGCGUCGACGAGAAGACGAUGGCGACGGCGAUGGCGGCGGGGAAGUGAUCGGAAAGAUGAGUAAAGUUAAAGCGAAGUACAGAUGCGAGACGUGCAAAAAGGUUUUCCGGUCGUACCAGGCGCUCGGCGGCCACCGGGCAAGUCACAACAAAGUCAAAGUCAACUCGCCGGAGAAGCUCUCCAGUUCAUCUUCUCCGGCGCCGGCGGUGGAGAAGAUACACCAGUGCCCCUUCUGCCACCGGAUUUUCCCCUCCGGCCAGGCCCUCGGCGGCCACAAAAGAUCACAUUUCGCCGGCGGCGCAGUUCCCGCCGGAUCAAACACUCCGAAAAUCGGCGAAAUCCUUGACAUAGAUCUGAACCUUCCGGCGCCGCCCGACGACGACGAGAACAGCCAGAUUGACGUCUCCGCCGUGUCCGAGGCAGAAUUCGUCCAUUAAAGCAAUUAAUCGAUGAUUACAAAGCUUUUCUAACAGUGGACUGAGUGUCCGAAAGAGAGAGGUAGAGGUAAAAUUAAAUUAAAGUCAACUUUUUUCUUCAAUACACAAAUCAUCGUCGUCAUCUCCAUGGAUCUCAUCCGCCAUUAAUUAAAGAUUUAAUUUUUCAUCAAUACUGGGAGAAGAACAGAUCGAGCAGUUCAAUUUGGGAUUGAAUUUGAUUUGCUUCAUUUUAAUUAAUCAAAUAAUUAAUUGAAUUACAAUUAAGAAUCACAGUAGUAACACUAAAUAGUAAUAAUAAUAAUCCUGAACAGUUUUUUGCAGUUAGUUGUGAUUAUGGUACUAACAUUGCUCAUAGUUUCUACAUGUUCCCAACUGUUUUCUGCAAACCCCUUUUCUUGAAGUAACAAAUCAACACUAGUAAAAAAAUUUUAUUACAAAAUCAAUCAAAGUCUUUUGUAUUCCUUUAAUUAAACAAUGUACAGAGCAACAGCAGAAGUAAGAUGAUGUGAUUUUAUUUAUUAUAUUUUUUUUUUUUGUGGGUAUUGAAAUUUUUUAAAAAAAUAUAUGUAUGUAUGUAUGGCUAGAGUGGGGGUGAAGAUUCGAUUUGGUGGCACUUAGGUGUGAGAUUUGGAGUAAAUAAAAUUGAAUGCACAUACCUAAUUUCUUGACUAAUUUGUUUGUUGUACUGACCAAAAAGCACAGGUGAUUUGAUUCCUGCAAUUAAAUCAGUUUGCCAAACUUGGAAAAAUGGCAGUAGGAUGUUCAGUACCAAACUGCAACAAAUCCUUCCCCUCACAUCCUGUUUAUUUAUUUAUAUCCAUCUAUUUAUUUAUUUUAUUUCCAGGAUAGUUAAUUGGGUAAUACUAUUGCUCAUGCAG